Messenger RNA from Marasmius oreades (fairy-ring Marasmius), 1758 nucleotides. RefSeq lists its product as uncharacterized. Lineage: Eukaryota; Fungi; Basidiomycota; Agaricomycetes; Agaricales; Marasmiaceae. The transcript has 14 exons. Gene Ontology annotation, molecular function: monooxygenase activity; heme binding; oxidoreductase activity, acting on paired donors, with incorporation or reduction of molecular oxygen. The record is from RefSeq and is a predicted model, not a curated record. The coding region runs from base 55 to 1698 and encodes 547 amino acids.
GGAGCCGUGGCUAGAAGCCAGCGUCUUGUCCACUCUUAUUCUUCCUCGACCGCCAUGUUCAAGUUCCUCAACGGGUCUUUCUUCCACGAAAAACACCAACUCGUGUUUGGCCCCCUAAAUCACCAUAUGGCAAUUGAUUGGAUCAAGUCUGCUUUGACUAUUCUCGGUAUCCUCGUCGUUGGUCGCAUCGUCGUGUUCUUCCGACACCUUCGCAGGGUGAAUCAUCUCCCCGGACCGCGACCACCAUUCGACCCUAUGGGCCUUCCGGGCGCUCUUUUCCCGACAUCCUGGUGGAACGCAGGUGCAGAUAUGCAUUGGGUACGCCGAGAAAAAUUAUAUAAAGAAAACGAAACGAUCUCGGUGGUCCCUUGGUUUUCCGGACGGCCUCUUAUCUACGCAUCGAAUUUGGAUGUCUUACGACAAGUCUCCUCCAGUCAAAAGUCUUGUUUCAUCAAGCCCGAGACUGCUAGCAGAACUUUACUACUGUUUGGGCUCAACUUGGCAGCUGCCGAUGGAGACGUGUGGCGAAGACAUAGGCGAAUAAUGGGGCCUGCUUUCAACACUAAACUUUAUCAGCUUGUGUGGGAAGAAACUAUCAAGACGUACCGCGAUAUGGUCGCUGCGGAGGGUUGGGCGAAACGCCACACAAUAGAGAUACCGGCUAUUCAGGCAUUGACAUUCAAGCUUGCUCUUCUAGUACUCGGAACAUGCGGUUUUGGUUUCGAUUUCAACUGGUCAGCCCCACCGGAGACAUCAGAAGGAGAAAUGACUGUACAAGAAGCCAUUCGUACUGUCCUGGAUGCAAAUAUGAUGCUGAGCUUCGCUCCAGCGUGGGUCAAGAGUUUACCCUUUAGCAACUUCAAACGGCCGCGAGAUGCAUACAAUCAGUUGACUCGCUUCAUGCAAGAUCAAGUACAUUUGCGAAAAGCGGAGGUUCGAGGGCAAACACCAGAGGAGUACAAAAGGGAUGCCUUCAGUAUGCUCGUUCAAGCCAAUGAAGACGCUGAAGGCAAAUAUCGUUUGAACGACGCGGAAUUAAUCGGCAAUGUGUUCGUGAUGCUUUUUGCAGGUCAUGAAACGUCGGCACACACACUUGCCGCAACCUUGGGCUUCUUAGCAGUGAACGACCAUGCCCAAGAUGAGGUUUUACAAGAAAUAAUUGACGUUGUUGGAUACGACCGAGACCCUGUAUUCGAUGAUUACAAUAACCUCAACAAAGUUUUGUCUGCGUUUUACGAGGCGCUAAGAUCCUUUCCAUCUGGACACGUUUUGAUUCGAGAACCAACGGAAGAUACCGCUAUCGAGAUUCCCAAUCCUCGCGGACAGGAAGGAACACAGGUGUUCCCCGUACAAAAAGGCUCCUGGCUCGUUCUCGAUAUGAUAGGCAUUCAACGCAAUCCACGUUAUUUCGAGGAUCCCAUGGAAUAUAAACCCUCUCGCUGGCAUGGUAUCAAGAAUGACUCGGAUCAGUUCUCUGCUUUCAGUCUCGGCCCUCGCGGCUGCAUUGGUCGAAAGUUCGCUACUACAGAGGCAGUGUGUUUUCUGACGAUGUUGUUGAGAGAUUACAAAGUGGGACCACUUUUACAACCUGGUGAAAGUAGGGAGCAAUGGAAGAAAAGGAUUUUGGAUGGUAAAAUCAUUCUGACCCUUGGAGUUCUGGAUGUUCCCGUUACCUUCACAAAGAGAACCAGGAAGUGAUCGACUUCCUCUACUUAUUUCAACAAUUCAAAGCUUUGUGGUCAAAGUAUGACAUGCGGC